Gossypium raimondii (Peruvian cotton) is the source of this 1492-nucleotide messenger RNA. RefSeq names its product protein JINGUBANG. NCBI's taxonomy places the organism in Eukaryota, Viridiplantae, Streptophyta, Magnoliopsida, Malvales, Malvaceae. Bases 21 to 1247 code for a protein of 408 amino acids. The transcript has a single exon. The record is from RefSeq and is a predicted model, not a curated record. Gene Ontology annotation, molecular function: protein binding.
ACUUCAGUUUCUUCCACCAUAUGCUUUUUCUUCUUUUCUGUAUAUCUUAUAUAAGAAAUAUGUCAGACCAUCAAUUUUGUUGUUCAAGUUAUGAAUCUCAGCGAAGCCUCCCAUCAGUUCCUUGCAUCACUUCCCAACUUCACCUGCAACACUACUAUCUUUCCAACAUCCAACACCACUGCCUCACCACUCUAAAAGGCCACACCUCCUAUGUCUCCUCUCUCGCCUUCGACGGAAAGUUCCUUUACACAGGCUCUUCUGAUAAGGAAAUUCGAUUAUGGAAGUGCAACGAUCUCAACUCUGAUUUUGAAUUUGAAAAUUUAACCAAUAACAUAGUGGUUAUGGGAAAGGGUGCUGUGAAGUCCUUGAUAGUAUUAGCUGAUAAACUCUUCAGUGCUCACCAAGAUCACAAGAUACGGGUGUGGAAAAUCAAUAAUGAUGGCCCUGAUAACCAAAACUACACUCGGCUGGCAACGUUGCCGACAUUAAGUGACCGCGCCUCAAAGCUUCUCCAGCCCAAGAAUCAUGUUCAAAUCCGAAGACACAAGACAUGCACCUGGGUCCAUCAUGUAGAUACAGUAUCUGCACUGGCUUUAUCCAGAGAUGAGACCCUGCUUUAUUCUGUUUCCUGGGACAGGACACUCAAAAUCUGGAGAACCAGUGAUUUCAAAUGCUUGGAAUCAGUAACAAAUGCUCAUGACGAUGCAAUAAACGCAGUGGCAUUAUCCGAUGACGGUGAUGUUUACACAGGAUCAACUGACAAGAAAAUCAAGGUGUGGAGGAAAAUCCCAGGAGACAAGAACCAUUCUCUUGUUACUACACUAGAAAAGCAUAAUUCGGGGAUCAAUGCUUUAGCUAUAAGUCUUGAUGGGUCUACUUUGUACUCCGGUGCCAGUGACAGGUCCAUAGUUGUCUGGGAGAAGGACGAUGGUGGCGAUGGCAUGGCAGUGGCUGGUGCCCUUAGGGGGCAUACAAAGUCUAUAUUGUGUUUGGCUGUAGUGUCGGACUUAGUUUGCAGUGGUUCAGCAGAUAAAACAAUCAGAAUCUGGAGGAGAGGGGUGGACGGAAAUUACUCGUGUUUGGCAGUCUUGGAAGGGCAUGAAGGCCCCGUUAAGUGCUUAGCUGGAGCGGUUGAUCGUUCCAGCCGUUGCGAUACAUCCUAUGUUAUUUAUAGCGGAAGCUUGGACUGUGACAUCAAGGUGUGGCAGAUUAUUGCUCCCCUUCCCUAUGGAGAUCUUGAAUCUUGAUUUUUCUUUGUUAUAAUGUUCUUCUCCUGGCCAUUUUUUUGUACCAGCAAGCUUAGUGUUUGCAAUUUAGUUCUAUGGCCAGUCUUGCAGUAGAAUUCCAUUAGUGAGCUAAAGAUCAGUGAAGAUAUUUCAACCUAUGAGACGAGGUAUUAAAAGCUGAAGCUGCAUGCCGUAGCAUUGAAUCCAAUUCAUUGGUUCAUAUAACAUCUUAAGAGAUAGUAUCAGUAAUGAGAUUUGAAUCUUGA